Molecule: messenger RNA, 2182 nt
Organism: Arvicola amphibius (Eurasian water vole)
Lineage: Eukaryota; Metazoa; Chordata; Mammalia; Rodentia; Cricetidae
Product: cytochrome P450 4A10-like
Exons: 13
Coding region: 395-1924 (509 amino acids)
Biological process (GO): lauric acid metabolic process; kidney development; arachidonate metabolic process
Cellular component (GO): intracellular membrane-bounded organelle
Molecular function (GO): arachidonate monooxygenase activity; heme binding; iron ion binding
Source: RefSeq, a predicted model, not a curated record
AAUGGAUGAAUAUUGAAGGAAAUGAUAAUAAUUGUGCCUACCUAAUAUGUACAGUAUCCAUAUGUUGAAAUAUCACACUGUACACUAUAAAUGUAUACAAAAAGAUACAGUGAAAAGAAAAUAAAAUAGAAAACAAAUAAAUGAUUUGAUAACACAAAGAGAAGAAAGUGGGUGCAGGUCUGGCCCUUAGUCACCAGCAACUGACAAAUCAUUUCUCUGCCUCUCAAGGUAAAUCAUUCACCUUAACUGACCAACUGCACUAUGAGAGCAACCUCUGUCUGCCUUAACCUUUCUCCCUCCCACUGAUAGACAGGCAGUCCUUAAAGGAUUUAUAGAGGAGGUAGAAAGGAUUCGUGACAGUAAGGGCAGUCUGUGACCCAGGACUGACUGCACCAUGAGUAUCUCUGCUCAGAGCCCCACCAGAUUCACAGGCAGCAUCUCUGGCUUCCUGCAAGUGGCCUCCGUGCUCGGUUUGCUUCUGCUGCUGUUCAAAGCAGUCCAGUUCUACCUGCAGAGGAAAUGGCUACUCAAGGCUUUCCAGCAGUUCCCAUCCCCACCCUCUCACUGGUUCUUUGGACACAAGCAGUUCGAGGGUGAUCAGGAGCUACAGGUGAUUAUGAAGACUGUGGAGAACUUCCCAAGUGCCUUUCCUCGCUGGUUCUGGGGGAGCCAAGCUUAUCUUAUUGUCUAUGACCCUGACUACAUGAAGGUGAUUCUGGGCCGGUCAGAUCCAAAGGCACAUGGAGCCUACAGAUUGCUGGCUCCUUGGAUUGGCUAUGGUUUGCUCUUGCUGAAUGGACAGCCGUGGUUCCAGCACCGGCGCAUGCUGACCCCAGCCUUCCACUAUGACAUUCUGAAGCCCUAUGUGAAAACCAUGGCCGACUCUGUCCGGUUGAUGCUCGAUAAAUGGGAACAGCUGGCUGCACAGGACUCCUCUAUAGAGAUCUUUCAACACAUCUCCUUGAUGACCCUUGACACCGUCAUGAAGUGUGCGUUCAACCACAAGGGUAGUGUCCAGGUAGAUGGAAAUUACAAGACCUACAUCCAGGCCAUUGCAGACUUGAACAACCUAUUUUAUUCCCGUGUGAGGAACCUCUUUCAUCAGAAUGACACCAUCUACAGUCUGUCCUCCAAUGGCCGCUUGGCUGACCGUGCCUGUCAAGUUGCCCACGAUCAUACAGAUGGAGUGAUCAAGCUGAGGAAGGAUCAGCUGCAGGAUGAGGGAGAGCUGGAGAAGGUCAAGAAGAAGAGACGUUUGGAUUUUCUAGACAUCCUCUUGUUUGCCAGAACGGAGAAUGGGGAUAGCUUGUCUGACAAGGACAUACGUGCUGAGGUGGACACAUUCAUGUUCGAGGGCCAUGACACCACAGCCAGCGGACUCUCCUGGAUCUUCUAUGCUCUGGCCAAACACCCUGAACACCAACAGAGAUGCAGGGAGGAAGUUCAGAGCCUCCUGGGGGAUGGAUCCUCCAUUACCUGGGAUCACCUUGACCAAAUGCCCUACACCACCAUGUGCAUCAAGGAGGCCAUGAGGCUCUACCCACCUGUCCCAGGCAUUGUCAGAGAGCUCAGCAAACCUGUCACCUUUCCUGAUGGGCGCUCUUUACCCAAAGGUAUCUCAGUCAUCCUCUCCAUUUAUGCACUCCACCACAACCCAAAGUUGUGGCCAAACCCAGAGGUGUUUGACCCUUCCAGGUUUGCACCAGAUUCUCCCCGACACAGCCAUUCAUUCCUGCCCUUCUCGGGAGGAGCAAGGAACUGCAUUGGGAAACAAUUUGCUAUGAAUGAGCUGAAGGUGGUUGUGGCCCUGACCCUACUCCUCUUUGAGCUGCUGCCAGAUCACACCAGGGUGCCCAUCCCCUUAAUGAAACUUGUGUUGAAACCCAAGAAUGGGAUCUACCUGCAUCUUAAGAAGAUCCACUAAUUCUGCUCUGGAUCUCAGAAGUCUGAAACGGGUGUCCCUUGAAGAAAACCAAGUCAUUUGUAUGAUAAACCUUCUGGAGAGUUCUACAGAGACUUGUCUUUCUCCACUUUUCAGUAUAAACCAUCAUUCCUCGGCACUGGACUCUCACCCUGCUUGAAAGACAGCAUCCUCUGAAUCCCUCUCUUUUAAUUUUCUUCCCUUUUAUAAAGACUCUUGUAAUAUAAUCAAGCACACUAAUAAAAUCCAAGACAAAUGUGC